This is a messenger RNA of Micropterus salmoides (largemouth bass), 2526 nucleotides long. RefSeq names its product inhibitor of growth family, member 1 (gene ing1). NCBI's taxonomy places the organism in Eukaryota, Metazoa, Chordata, Actinopteri, Centrarchiformes, Centrarchidae. The coding region runs from base 224 to 1225 and encodes 333 amino acids. Gene Ontology annotation, biological process: positive regulation of DNA-templated transcription. The transcript has 6 exons. The record is from RefSeq and is a predicted model, not a curated record. Gene Ontology annotation, cellular component: nucleus.
UAACAGCUAACGUUAGCUGCUGUCGGGGGCCAGUAGUAGGACCUGCAGUCCGUACACGACGUAGCGUUAGCACCGAGAGUCAGAGCAGCAUCACAGUGUGUUAAACGUUUGCUGUAGAAAAACUACUGAUAUCCGCACAGUUGGUGCGUAGAAGACCUUAAAGGACACCAUGAGGUGCACGCACUAACAACUUCAAAUCAUUUAUACUGGAAAACAAGAAGCAAUGCAGGAAAGUCUGAUGCAAGUAAAUGAAGUACAGGUGUCGGGGACGUCCAGGGGUAAAGACGGAGCCGCAAUGCUGAACCCGGCCAAUGGUGACCCAAGCCACAUUGUUGUGAAUUAUGUUGAGGAGUAUCUGGACCUGGUGGAGUCAUUACCUUUUGAUUUGCAGAGGAGUGUGUCUCUCAUGAAGGAAAUUGAUGCCAGGUAUCAAGAUGUUCUGAAGGAGCUUGAUGAUGCUUAUGAACGGUAUCGCCGGGAAUCUGACUCUUUUCAGAGGCGAAAGCUUCAGUUAUCCAUUCAGAGGGCGCUGAUUCGCAGUCAAGAGCUCGGAGAUGAGAAGAUCCAGAUUGCUGGUCAAAUGGUGGAGUUGGUUGAGAACCGAACACGACAGCUGGACUGGCAUUCUGAACUUCUCCUUUCCUCUCAAGAAGUCCCAGAGAGCCACGUCCCCACAGCAACAUCCAUGACAACCACUGCAGCAUCCAUGAUGUCGUCAUCAUCAUCAUCGUCAGCCACCAUCACGCCGGGCAAAACUAGCCACCAUGACAAGAAGCGUGACGAGGUCACCCCCGGCUCAGGCGGCGGAGACAAGGCUGGAGGGAAACGCUCGAGACGUCAGAAAAAUGGAGAACCACGGGAAAGUUACGGAGGUCUGGAUCACGCUGAGGAAGUGGGAGUGGGGGCAUCCCGGGAAAAAAGGGCCAAAACAAGUUCAAAGAAGAAGAAAAGGUCAAAAGGAAAGUCUGAGAGAGAAGUAUCACCCCCAGACCUGCCCAUUGAUCCAGAUGAGCCAACAUACUGCCUGUGUGAGCAGGUGUCCUACGGAGAAAUGAUUGGCUGCGACAACGAUGAAUGUCCCAUUGAGUGGUUUCAUUUCUCCUGUGUUGGGCUCCAUCAUAAGCCCAAGGGCAAGUGGUACUGCCCCAAGUGUAGGGGUGAGAAUGAGAAGACCAUGGACAAGGCCUUGGAGAGGGCCAAGAAGGAGAGGGCGUACAACAGGUAGCUCGCUCUGUCUGGGCCAAUGAACACUAUUGCGCAAAUGUAAUUUUAUGUCCUCUUUGUUUCCCUUUACUGUCAAAACUGUUUUGAAAAGUUUUGAAUUGUGAGGGAUCCUGUAAAUAGUUAUUUUUGUAACUGUAGCUGCAUAGCUGAGACACAAGAUUGCUCCCUCCUGGUUUGGAUCAUUUGUAAAGAAUGAGCAUAGUACAGUACAACCUGCAUGUAGCCAGCUGUCCUACAUCCCCUUGUCAUCAUGCAUGCAACAUCACCUCCUCCCUUCACAUAUGCUCAAUUAACAAAUAAAACAUUUCUAAACAAAAGAAGAAUGUUAUGUUUACAUCAAUUCAGGGUGAAGUGAAGAAUCCAUAGAAAAUGAAGGUGACAUCAUUGUGCAGUGUCCUGUCUUAAGUAAACUAUUGUGUCCAUAAUCACUCAUGCACUACUUCCUAUUUAACAGACACACUGUAGUAGUUUAUUCUGUAGUGAGCAGUAAACUGAGAUUUUGGACAAUUGUGGAGCAUCUUAUUGAAUCAUCACAUAAGUGUCACAACAGAUUUUCUGUAAAAUGUGACUUCGCAUUGUGGGAUUGUUAGCAGGAAGUAAAGUAUACUUAUAUCAUUGAUAUUUCUGAACGAUGUAUCAAGACUAUGUGAAAGGGGUGGCAUUUAGUAAUGAAACUACAGUGAAUAAUCACCUGAAUCUGCUGCCCCCUUUGGCUUUACAGAGUUUUAGUGAGACUGUAACUGGAUACUGCUGAAGUCUCAUUUGCUUUUGCUGAACUUUAGAAGGAAUUUUAAGAUGCGCUGGACUAUAGAUUUUGUUGCCCAUCACUAAGUUUCUUUAAGAGGUAUCUCUUUGUGGCCAGUAUGGAGAACAGGAACAAAAAAUCUUUACAUUUUAGUCAAUUCAAAUAAAAAGGUGUAAAUAUAGUAUACUACAUACUAAAUAGGAAGUGAUUUCAGCCUACAUUUGUAAUCUGUUGUAAAUAAGCCGUCAAUCACACUAGAAAGUUUCACUUAUAACUCAAGUGAUGAGUUUUGUUGCUCUAGUGUAUAUUUCAAGUGAUACAACUUUAACAGUGGCAUUUCUGGCAUGUUUAAUAUGUUGAUGUAGCAAUGAUAACUCCCAUGUUAUUUAGGGACUAGAUUAUAUUUGUAUGCAAAACCACAGUUUACCUCACUGGCAUUGCCUUGAAUUGACAUACUGGUCUCACAAAACUUGACACAGCAUCAGUAUUAACCCCUGUCGAAGCAAGAAAAUAAUAUAGAAUUUGCAGUUACAAUAAAAAGCUUCACGCAAAACAGA